AUGCCCUUGCUCUGGCUGAGAGGAUUUUUGUUGGCGAGUUGCUGGAUUAUAGUGAGGAGUUCCCCCACCCCGGGAUCCGAGGGGCACAGCGCGGCCCCAGAUUGCCCGUCCUGCGCGCUGGCCACCCUCCCAAAGGAUGUACCCAACUCUCAGCCGGAGAUGGUGGAGGCCGUCAAGAAGCACAUUUUAAACAUGCUGCACUUGAAGAAGAGACCCGAUGUCACCCAGCCGGUACCCAAGGCGGCGCUUCUGAACGCGAUCAGAAAGCUUCAUGUGGGAAAAGUGGGGGAGAACGGGUACGUGGAGAUAGAGGACGACAUCGGACGGAGGGCAGAAAUGAAUGAACUUAUGGAGCAGACCUCGGAGAUCAUCACGUUCGCGGAAUCAGGCACAGCCAGGAAGACGCUGCACUUUGAGAUUUCCAAAGAAGGCAGUGACCUGUCCGUGGUGGAGCGCGCAGAAAUCUGGCUCUUCCUGAAGGUUCCCAAGGCCAACAGGACCCGGAGCAAAGUCACCAUCCGUCUCUUUCAACAGCAGAAGCACCUGCAGGGCAGCUUGGAUGCAGGGGAGGAGGCUGAGGAAGUGGGCUUGAAGGGGGAGAAGAGUGAAAUGUUGAUAUCGGAGAAGGUGGUGGAUGCUCGGAAGAGCACCUGGCACAUCUUCCCCGUCUCCAGCUGCAUCCAGCGGUUGCUGGACCAGGGCAAGAGCUCCCUGGACAUACGGAUUGCCUGUGAGCAGUGUCAGGAGACCGGUGCAAGCCUGGUGCUCCUGGGCAAGAAGAAGAAGAAAGAAGAGGAGGGGGAAGGGAAGAAGAGGGAUGGAGAAGGAGGGGCGGGAGGGGACGAGGAGAAGGAGCAGUCGCACAGACCUUUCCUCAUGCUGCAGGCCCGCCAGUCUGAAGACCACCCUCACCGGCGCCGGCGGCGGGGCUUGGAGUGUGACGGCAAGGUCAACAUCUGCUGUAAGAAACAGUUCUUUGUUAGUUUCAAGGACAUUGGCUGGAAUGACUGGAUCAUCGCUCCCUCGGGCUACCACGCCAACUACUGUGAGGGUGAGUGCCCCAGCCACAUAGCAGGCACGUCGGGCUCAUCCCUCUCCUUUCACUCGACGGUCAUCAACCACUACCGCAUGCGGGGCCACAGCCCCUUCGCCAACCUCAAGUCGUGCUGUGUGCCCACCAAGCUGAGACCCAUGUCCAUGUUGUACUAUGAUGAUGGGCAGAACAUCAUCAAGAAGGACAUCCAGAACAUGAUCGUGGAGGAGUGUGGUUGCUCAUAG
This is a messenger RNA of Rangifer tarandus platyrhynchus (Svalbard reindeer), 1278 nucleotides long. The record is from the annotation of a GenBank genome assembly. NCBI's taxonomy places the organism in Eukaryota, Metazoa, Chordata, Mammalia, Artiodactyla, Cervidae.